Molecule: messenger RNA, 1617 nt
Organism: Symbiodinium natans
Lineage: Eukaryota; Dinophyceae; Suessiales; Symbiodiniaceae
Source: the annotation of a GenBank genome assembly
AUGGCACUGGUAGCUGUGUUGCAGAGUGGCAGGCGUUCCAGCCGCGACGGUCCCGGAGAUGGUGAGGCUGAUGUGGCCAAGCCAAGCUUCCGACGACCUCGACAUGCGUUUGGCAACAGGCACUUGUUAACGUUUCGCAAGAACCAGUUCUCGGAGUUGGUUGAGCGGACUGUUGAUGCGCUGAAGGGCAACAUCGCCGAGGCAUCAGUGGAGGAUGUGCAGAAUGUGCUGUCGAAAAUCCGGCGGCAAUUCGACGAAGUACGCUGUGAAGCUGACAGAAAGGAAGCCGAGUUGCUAACCCUGCGCCAAGAGAUCCGGUUCUGGGAGUCAGAGGCCAAGCCUCCUGAGGACCAAGACCACUACAAUGGCUUUGUCCGGAAAGCUGUCGUGGAGAAGCUUGGCGAGGCUUCGACAGAGCUGGAGCAAGCAAUUGAGACCCAGCGCGUGUACCAGCACAUGGUGGAGAGGCUGUUGCGGGAGCAGCGUAUCCUGCAGCAGAAGGUGCUCCUCAUGGAGAACUACUUGGACCGCAAGUCGCGUGAGGUUGAAGCCAAGCAGCACUUCAGUCGGCGCAUCAACGAAGACAAAGUUGAGAAAAUUGUCAAGUUGGAGAUGCUGGAGCAGGACGUGCAUCUAGAGCGGACGGUGUGCACAACCGCAAUCAGCGAUUUGUCAGCAGCCAUUGAGAGGCGUCGUCAUGACGUCAACCAGGGUGAAGACUUCGAGAACUGGCGGUACGACAUUGCGCUGGAGGCUGCAACUGAAGCCUUUGAGGCUACAGCUGGGCGGUACAGGAAGAUCUACGCAAUUGAGAAGCUCACAGGCAACUGCUUGCAGCGCUUGACCUUCGACCAAGCCGAGCAAAGCCAGGCGACGGAGGACGGCUUUCAGAGGAUUCGAGAGGUGACCGGCUUGACGGAUGUCAUGGACAUCGUGCACAAAUUCCUCAACCGGGAUGUGGAGCACGAGCAGCUCCGAAACACGGUUCGAGAAGCGGAAGCGCGGCUCCACCAGCUUCGUGAGGAGGAGGCCAGCCGCCCCCGCGAAGAUGCUCUGGUCGAUGCCAAGCCGGAGACCCGAGGCCUGGGCGUGGAGGUUACAGAGUUUGAGCAGAUGUUGGAGGAUAUUCGACACGACCAAUCAGAUGUGCAAGAGCAGCUCAAGCAAAGUACCCUGCUUGUCGACAGCCUCAAACGCUGGGCGCACCAACUCACCAAGUCACUGGCUCCCAUCCAGGAGAUGAAGGCAGUCCAAUCCGAGUCUGACCUCCCGCGCUUCUUCCACCACCUGGUUCAGGUGGUGCACGAAUUCCUGGAUCGGGCUCAUGCAGAAAUGCCAGAUGUGAGGCUUGUGAAGAUAACCAGCGAAGCGACCCAGAAGGAUUUCAGCGAUCAAGGAAAGCUGCUGCACGACAAGGACUUCAUGCGCUCCAACUGUCGCAUCGUCACUGCGGAUCAGAAUGUGAAGGAAGAGAGGCGGAAAAAGGAUCCACAAGCGGGUGAGGAUGAGCGAAUGGACAUGGAGUUUGCCAAUGAAAGGGAGCGUGUGAAAAAGGAGGCUGUGGACCGAGACCUACGGCCGCGAGCGAAAGUUGCCAGAGGCCGGGCUCGAAAUUGA